Messenger RNA from Theobroma cacao (cacao), 2292 nucleotides. It is a transcript of the gene NCED5, whose product is annotated as nine-cis-epoxycarotenoid dioxygenase 5. The record is from RefSeq and is a predicted model, not a curated record. Gene Ontology annotation, cellular component: chloroplast stroma. Gene Ontology annotation, biological process: carotene catabolic process. Gene Ontology annotation, molecular function: carotenoid dioxygenase activity. NCBI's taxonomy places the organism in Eukaryota, Viridiplantae, Streptophyta, Magnoliopsida, Malvales, Malvaceae.
CUCUCCAAAGCUCACUCUCUCUCUCGCUUUCUCUUCUCUCUCACUAUAUGCUUUCUUGUUCCAAGCGAACAAACGCAAAACACUCUCCCUAGCCCGCAAUUUGAGCACCGCCGGAACCAGAAAAUCUCUUCCGACUUCCUUCUCCUUUAAAAGCUAUGGCUUUUUCCACAGGUCAUUGGGCCAAAGCCCAGAUUUCCCGACCGCUUGCUUCCUCCUCCACAGUUGAUUUGGGCAUCUCCCCUACCUCCAUCUCCUGGAAGAAACGGCAGCCCAACAAAACUACUCUUAGAAGAACCAACAACAUCAACAUUAUUCAUUCAGCUUUGCACUCUCCGUCGGUUCUCCAUUUCCCAAAGCAACCGUACCAAAACCCCGUAAUCCCCAGGGAAGAAACCCCCGUAAAUGCAAAACCCAAAACUCACCAGCCCCAACAACAACAGCCGCAGUGGAACCUCCUCCAAAAAGCUGCAGCUAUGGCCCUUGACAUGGCUGAAAGCGCGUUAGUCUCACGCGAGCUUCAACACCCACUUCCAAAAACCGCAGACCCACGUGUCCAAAUCUCCGGAAACUUUGCUCCAGUCCCCGAACAACCCGUCAAGCAAUCUCUUCCCAUCAACGGCACCAUCCCUUCUUGCAUCAACGGCGUUUAUCUCCGCAACGGCGCCAACCCUUUAUUUGAGCCCGUUGCAGGCCACCACUUCUUUGACGGUGACGGUAUGGUACAUGCCGUUACCAUUGACAAUGGAAACGCCAGCUACGCUUGUCGUUUUACCGAGACGCAAAGACUUUUACAAGAAAAAGAAUUAGGCCGCCCUGUUUUCCCUAAAGCAAUUGGCGAACUACAUGGCCACUCAGGGAUUGCCAGGCUUUUACUUUUUUAUGCUAGAGGGCUUUUUGGUCUUGUUGAUCACAAACAAGGCACUGGAGUGGCUAACGCUGGUUUAGUCUAUUUCAAUAACCGACUUCUAGCUAUGUCCGAAGAUGAUCUUCCUUACCACGUGCGCAUCACUUCUUCAGGUGAUCUGGAAACAGUUGGAAGAUACAAUUUCGACGAUCAACUUAAAUCCACAAUGAUUGCACAUCCCAAAAUUGAUCCUUUCUCCAAGGAACUCUUUGCUUUGAGUUACGAUGUUAUACACAAGCCUUACUUGAAGUACUUCAGGUUUUUACCCGACGGUAAAAAAUCACCCAAUGUCGAGAUUCCUCUACCCGUGCCAACCAUGAUGCAUGAUUUUGCCAUCACCGAGAAUUUCGUGGUGAUCCCUGAUCAGCAAGUGGUGUUCAAGCUACAAGAAAUGAUUAUCGGUGGGUCGCCUGUGAUUUACGACAAGAACAAGAAGUCUCGGUUUGGGAUUCUUUCUAAAAAUGCAAGUGAUGCUAAGGAUAUUAUAUGGGUUGAAUCGCCUGAUACUUUCUGCUUUCAUCUAUGGAACGCUUGGGAAGAGCCGGAAUCGGAUGAAGUUGUGGUGAUUGGUUCUUGCAUGACACCUCCCGACUCUAUUUUCAACGAAUGUGACGAGAGUUUAAAGAGUGUGCUGUCCGAAAUUAGGCUUAAUUUAAAGACAGGUGAGUCCAUUCGCCGCCCCAUAAUCUCAGAAUCGGAGCAAGUGAACUUGGAAGCUGGGAUGGUGAACCGGAACCGGCUUGGAAGAAAGACACGGUACGCUUAUCUUGCCAUUGCUGAACCAUGGCCUAAAGUGUCGGGAUUUGCCAAGGUUGAUCUUUUUACUGGGGAGGUUAAAAAACACAUUUACGGUGAUAGACGGUAUGGUGGGGAACCCUUUUUCUUGCCUAGGGACGACAAUUGUGAGUCAGCCGAAGAUGAUGGGUAUAUUCUUUCCUUUGUUCAUGAUGAGAAAACUUGGAAAUCAGAGCUUCAAAUCGUGAACGCCAUGAAUUUACAGCUCGAAGCUUCAAUUAAAUUACAGUCCAGGGUUCCAUACGGCUUUCAUGGAACGUUUAUAGACGCCAAGGCCUUGGUGAAUCAAGCUUAAUUAGACGUAAAUUAAGUUUUAAAAAAAAAGUUUUACCGUACUGGGAGAUUUUUACCAGAGGGAUGGUUCGGAGUACAGAUCCCCGGAUUCUCCUGGAAAUUGAAACCUAACAGCCCUUUUGUUUUUAUUUUUUGGUUAUAUGUUUGAAGGAACCAGCUUGUAGCUUUUUCGCAUGCAGCUAUAGAAUUUGAGCUCAGCUGGUAUAUGUUCCUCUUUCCUUUAAUCUCAUUUUCAUCUGUUGAGUUUUCACUUCUACAUUGUAGAUAAUAAAUUAAAUAUUUCCAGUUUUUAUAUUUUA